UUUUAAAUGAAAAAAAGUGUUUUUAGCAUUUUAAAAAAAUUGUUUAAGUUGGCUUAAGAUGAAUCUCAAAAAAAUAAAUUAUUUACAUUAAUUUAAGAUUAAUACAAUUCCAUUGGAAAUUUAUUAUGAUAACUAGUCUGCAAGUACAGAUGAUGAUGAUGAUAAAUAGUUUUAAAUAGAGUAAUAAUAUUGAUAUAUUUUAUUUUAGUGUUUAACCAAAAAGAAAACAUUUUGAUACAAUUGAUGAAAAAAAAUCAUAUAUAGAAGAAUAUACAAAAAAGAAGAAAACAGAAUUAUGCAAAAACUUUUAGUUGACAAAAUUUUGCAAAUUUGGAGAUGAAGUAAAUAAUUAAUUAAUUUAUUAGUGUUCUUUUGCUCAUGGAUAUUAAGAAUUACAAGCUAAAACUCAUCUUCAUUAAAAAUAUAAAACUAAACGAUGCAAUAGAUAUUUUAAUGAAGGUUUUUGUCCUUAUGGAAUCAGAUGCUAAUAUUUGCACGAAAAUUAAUAAUAACUCCAAAAGUAUUUAUAAGAAUAAAAUUAACUUUAAUUUAUUAAUCCUUAAAUAGGUUCAGGUAUAAUUUUAAAUUCUAAAUUAGAAAAUAUCAAGGAUUAAGAAAGAUUAGACAUUUUAAGAUUUCAACAAGUAUUACAAAAAUUUGUCAAAAAAGGAUUGAACCUUGGAUUGCAUAGCCGCUCAAAAUUCUUUGUUAAAUUAGAAAAAAAAAAUUGAUUUUUCG
Molecule: messenger RNA, 738 nt
Organism: Paramecium sonneborni
Lineage: Eukaryota; Ciliophora; Oligohymenophorea; Peniculida; Parameciidae
Source: the annotation of a GenBank genome assembly